Linum tenue is the source of this 1035-nucleotide messenger RNA. NCBI's taxonomy places the organism in Eukaryota, Viridiplantae, Streptophyta, Magnoliopsida, Malpighiales, Linaceae. The record is from the annotation of a GenBank genome assembly.
AUGAAGAUGGCGAGCAAGCUCAAAGUCUUGAAACUUUUAGGUGACCCCAUGAUCAAAAGUCCAGACUUGCCACGUUCUGGGAGUUUAGAGAUAUUGCAUCUGCAGAGUUUCAUCCUCCAUUGGUCAUCUGGAAUUGCGAAGUUGUUCAACCUAAAGGUGUUGCAUCUGCAGUUUUGCGAGGUAAGAGAUAUAUGGGGUGGAACCAUUGGGAUGUUGCUAGGGCUUCGGGAGCUCACUAUCUUCGAUCCAAAGAAUGAGAUGAAUCUGAGAGAAGCAUUUGCUGGUAUUGGGGAAUUGCAGUUUCUUGAAAUCUUGAGACUAGACGUAACAGAUGAUUUUCUACGGAGACCACUUGACGAGAGAUUGUUGUUGGGGGUUAAGCUCCACACAACGUUGAAGGUGCUACAAACUUCAUCUCCAGUUGCUAACCUACCAGAGCUGCUUGGCUUUGGAACUCUUGUAUCUUAUAACAAGUUAGAAACUUUGAUCAUAAGUGAGUGCUUUCUUCUCACGUCACUACCAUUUCACGACCUUGAUGAUGACUGUCGAUUAGGAUUGGUGGUACUCAACUCUCUGAGAUAUCUCCACAUCUUCGGAAAUACUCUGCUGCUGCAGGUUCUCUGCCGGAAGCUUCAGCUGUUAAUGUUCCCAUGUCUCACAAACUUGUAUCUCAGGGGAAUGGAUAAUGCAGACACGGAAUUAAGGCUGGACGGGCUUGAGUCUAUGGAAGAGUUGGUUCAACUGCAUUUGUCUUCCUUGCCCUCAAUAAGGAGACUACCUUCCCUGUCAAGGCUGGGAAAGUUGAAGGGGUUAACUGUUAGUUCUGUUCCUAAUCUGCGGGAGAUCGAGGGCCUUGCUGGUUUGAAGUCCUUGGAAGUCCUAGAUCUGAGUCACUGCACAUCUUUGGAAAGUUUGCCUGUGGACCAAUUAUCUGGUUUGUGGCGAUUGAGAUCAAAGGAUAUCAGUGAUUGCAAAAACUUGAUUGGUUGGUCUGGUCUAAGAGAACUGGCGCCAAAAGUACACAUACGGAGGUGA